AUGAGUAUUAUAGCAUCCAUACAUGCCCGUCAGAUUUUAGAUUCGCGAGGCAAUCCCACAGUUGAAGUCGAUGUGCUUACCGAAGAUGGGGUAAAAGGUCGUGCGGCCGUUCCAUCGGGCGCUUCUACCGGAGAACAUGAAGCCGUUGAAUUGCGCGAUAAAGAAGUGGCGUUUAUGGGCAAAGGGGUACAGAAGGCCAUUAAUAAUGUCAAUGAUGUAAUUGCACCAGAAUUGGUCGGUUUUUCUGUGUUUGAACAAAAUUUGAUCGAUAAAAUUCUAAUUGAAUUGGAUGGUACUGAGAAUAAAUCUUUCUUAGGAGCCAAUGCCAUUUUGGGGGUAUCUUUGGCGGUAGCCCAUGCGGCGGCCAACCAGUUGGGAAUGCCAUUGUAUCGUUACGUGGGUGGGGUUAGCGCCAAUACAUUGCCUGUUCCCAUGAUGAAUAUCGUUAACGGAGGUUCUCAUUCCGAUGCCCCCAUUGCGUUUCAAGAAUUCAUGAUUAUGCCAAUUAAGGCCGAAAGUUUUUCAGAUGCAUUGCGCAAUGGCACCGAAAUAUUUCAUCAUCUAAAACAGGUGUUGCACGACCGUCAUUUAUCAACGGCCGUUGGCGAUGAGGGUGGUUUUGCCCCCACAUUUAAAGGGACUGAGGAUGCCAUUGAAACCAUCAUAGAGGCCAUUUCUAAAGCAGGCUAUAAGGCAGGAGAUGAUAUAAUGUUGGCUUUGGAUUGCGCUUCGUCUGAGUUUUAUGUGGAUGGGAAGUAUGAUUAUAAAAAAUUUGAAGGCGAAUCGGGUGUGAUCCGUAGCCGAGAAGAGCAAGUGGCUUACCUUAAAGAACUCACU
Molecule: messenger RNA, 837 nt
Organism: Notodromas monacha
Lineage: Eukaryota; Metazoa; Arthropoda; Ostracoda; Podocopida; Cyprididae
Source: the annotation of a GenBank genome assembly